CAUUGACCUGAAGAGACAUGUCGACAAUACUACUGCAAGGAAUCUGGGACUGGGUCCCGGGACACGCCAACUGGAGUGGAGAGGCCGUCUUUGGAGAGGCUACACGUACCCUCACAACUCUCGUGAAGCCGGCAGGUUAUCAUUCUCAAGCAGAGAUUGGAGGGGAAAUGUCGACAAUGCUGCUGCAAGGACUCUGGGACUGGGUCUUAGCACAUGCCGACUGGCUCCACUCUCCAUUUUUUCCAGUGCUCUUCUCCCUGGGAACCUACCUGCUCUUCUGUCUGCCUUACGUGGCUCUGGAUCUUCUAUCUCCACACGUGGAGCUCAUCCGCCGCUACAAGAUCCAGCCGAAGCACCAUGUGUCCUGGAGGGUGAUGUGGACUUGUCUGGCCCACUCUCUGUACAACCACCUGGUGUUCAUCUUCCCUCUCACUGUCAUCCACUGGUAUUGGAGGCAGGUGAGCUUGCCUACUGAGGCUCCACACCUGCUAAAGGUGGCACAGGACAUGGUCACCUGUUUGCUGAUGUUUGACUUCCAAUAUUUCGUGUGGCACAUGUUGCAUCACAAGGUGCCCUGGCUGUACCGCACGUUCCACAAGGUGCACCACAAGUAUACGUCAACGUUUGCUCUGAGUACGGAAUACUCCGGAAUGUGGGAGACUCUCUCGCUGGGGUUCUUUGCUGCCAUCAACCCCCAGCUGCUGGGCUGCCAUCCGCUCACUGAGCUGAUGUUCUUCGUCCUCAACAUCUGGCUGUCUGUGGAGGACCACUGUGGAUACGACUUCCCCUGGGCCACUCACCACCUGGUGCCUUUUGGACUUUAUGGGGGAGCGCCCCACCACGACCUCCAUCACCUCAAGUUCAAGUCCAACUAUGCCCCGUACUUCACACACUGGGACAAACUGUUUGGAACUCUACACCAGGAUUAAAGAGACUGAAGUAAACGUCCAAAAUACAGAUACUUGGACAUAUUUAUUUCAUUAUGGGCCAGCACAACUAUGCUGGCAUGUACUAUGAAAUUAAGCUCUACUAUGAAAUUAAGCUACCACCAAUGUAUUUAUUUUAUUUAUUAAUGCAUUUCAUAAUUUAUUGUAACAGUAUUUGUAGUGAGAAACAAUACACGUUUCUAAUUUUGAAGAUUUGAUGUAAUGUGUUCAAAUGUCCAGCUAACGAGCCAGCUGGCAGUGAACGUUUUGUUGGAAGAUUUAUCAUUGCACUUUUGAACAAUUGUUAUAACUGAUGCUGCUGCAAACCGAAGGAAAUCUGCACUGAAUUUAUGUUAAUAAACAACUUUCUUGAAAUAUCCAACCACAGGAGCCGUGAUUGACAUUGUCUGUUCUAACUGCAAAAGAGAAGUGAGAAUUAUUUGAUGAAUGAAUGUGUUUGGGAGUUUGGUCAGGCAUGGUUAAUGUGUGGCCAGUAGAAAGCCUG
This is a messenger RNA of Engraulis encrasicolus (European anchovy), 1431 nucleotides long. RefSeq names its product cholesterol 25-hydroxylase-like protein. The record is from RefSeq and is a predicted model, not a curated record. The transcript has a single exon. Gene Ontology annotation, biological process: cholesterol metabolic process; sterol biosynthetic process. Gene Ontology annotation, molecular function: iron ion binding; C-4 methylsterol oxidase activity; steroid hydroxylase activity. Bases 18 to 929 code for a protein of 303 amino acids. Lineage: Eukaryota; Metazoa; Chordata; Actinopteri; Clupeiformes; Engraulidae. Gene Ontology annotation, cellular component: endoplasmic reticulum membrane.